Messenger RNA from Trypanosoma conorhini, 4251 nucleotides. RefSeq names its product putative mitochondrial DNA polymerase I protein B. Bases 1 to 4251 code for a protein of 1416 amino acids. The transcript has a single exon. Gene Ontology annotation, biological process: DNA-templated DNA replication; double-strand break repair. Gene Ontology annotation, molecular function: DNA binding; DNA-directed DNA polymerase activity. NCBI's taxonomy places the organism in Eukaryota, Euglenozoa, Kinetoplastea, Trypanosomatida, Trypanosomatidae. The record is from RefSeq and is a predicted model, not a curated record.
AUGCGUCGGUUAUUGGCGCGUGCGGUGGGCCUUGUGGGUGGCCUGCGGCGCGCGUUCAGCUUCCCGGCGCUUCUCAACACGCAGGCGGCGCUGCAGAAAGCGGCACCGCUGACCAACGACGCCGAGGCCUUCGCCGAGUUUUUUCGCGUGCCCGUCUUGCUCGACGCCGGCGUGGCGGAAAGUGUGCGGCAGCACUACGAGCGGGUGGUGAGGGGCAUGGAGACGCAGCAGGACAGCCACGCGGUGCGCGUGCAGGAGGAGGAGCAGCGGCGCGGCGAGGAGCUCCCCGUGUUUCUCGUGUCGUACGACCUGCGCUCCCGCCGCUUUCACUUCUUUUCCAUCGAACGCGACCGCGUCGUGGUCGUCGCGGGGCCGCCACCCCCCGCCGGCGCGGAGGCGCGUGACUGCGACGGUGGCGAUCACACUGCCAGCGGCGGCGUCGACCUCUCCACGGCGGCGGACGAGCUCAUGCAGCACACGCACGGCCUCACACAGAUGAUUCUGCUGCCGAUUGUGGCGCACAAGCGGGAGCGGGACGUGCUUGCGCCGCACUUCCAGCGGCUCCUGGCGACGCUGCGGCAGAGCGGCCUCCUCCCUGUGCUGCACGUGGACAACCUCGAGCUCGCCGCGGCGCUGGACCCCGACCCGCCACCCCUGCGGGAGGUGGUGGCGAACUACGCCGUGGUCACCCCCACGCCGCUCAGCGAGCAAUGGUUCCGCGCCCACUGGGUGUACCUGCGCACGUUGGCGUGCCGCAUGGACGAGGAGGACCCCAUUCGCACGAUUAACCGCCUCAUCGUGCCGCGCUUCGACGUGUUUGUCAUCCACCUGGUCCGCUCCGGCUCCCGUGGUCUCAACAUUGUCCUGUGGGACCCCGCACAAAAACGGCGGUACGCCGCGCGGGGCAUGCUUUCCGACAUCCUCGCCUGUCUGCUGGAGCGGCACUCAAAGCGCAUUAUUUUCCUUCCAACAAAUCGCACUGACCGCCCCACGCUGCUGCGCUGCCGCGCCGCCAUGGCAAAAGCCGGCCGCCAGUGCCAGGUGGUCUUCGCCUCCGAGUUGGGCGAAAAGUACCGCGGCGUCUACCAGUCGGAGCCGAGCCGUUUUUGGGCCUCACUGCGUGAGGUGUCGGGGGGCCUCGACAUGGACUUCCUCUUCGAGGUUUACGUCACGGCCGGGAACAGCCUCCGCAGCUACCACGUCAAGCGGCUGCGGGAGGGCGAGGCAAAGCCAGUGAUCUCCCACCGCGCCGAGGAGACCGCGGCGUGUGUGACCGCCACCGAGGUGGAAAAGUGGCUGGGCGUUUUGUCGCUGGACCGUCGCGUGGCGAAGGAGAAGGCGGAGAUGCGGAAGUACAAGCGGCACCUCUUUAUUGCCUACGUGGCGACGGAGUUUGCCGCCUACACGCGUCCGGCGAACCCGCACGCCGCCGUGAACUUCGUCGUGGCCGCCGCCUUGAUGGAUGCCCAGCACCGCGUUCUGGAGCCCUGGACGAAGUACGCGGCGCGGGGUGAUUUCACACUUCCCGCGUUGGACGAGUUUGACGUGCUUGUGUGCCACGACGCCAAGCAACUGCUGCUUUUAGUCUGGGAUGACCCGGAGCUGCUCCGCUUUCUCAAGCGUGGCGGAAGGGUCUGGUGCACGAUGCUGGCGGAGUACAUUUUGGAGGCCCAGCGUUGCCAGACGGGCGGCAAUAACUUCCGUGACGUUGCCUUGAAGUACGGCGUCAUGACGCCGCCUUGCGCCGUGCUCGGGAUCGCCACGGUGGAUUUGCCGUUUGCGUUUCUGCGACACUACCUGAGUGCCGCCGUGGAUGCGUUGUCCGUCGUGUUCCGGGAGCAGCUCUCCACCUCGUGUGAGCGGAGUCAAGUGAUUUGCCUCGCCCACCGCAUGGAUUCCCUUCUUGCCAUGGCGUCCAUUGAGAGCGCCGGCAUCCACAUUGACGCGGCCGAGGCGGCGCGGCAAGCGCAGGCGGUCCGCAAUCGCCUUUUGGCCAUUGACAAGGCUCUUAGUUUGUACCUCCCAAGCGAGGUGCCGGCGGACCUGCAAAGACUCUUUGAUUGGAACUCCCUGCAGCACCUCGGCGCGUUUUUGUUUGGCGGGAGCAUCACGCUGGGGUACACGGACGCCGUGCCGGAGUCCGCCGCGUGGACCUCGCACCUCGUCCACUUCUGCCACCGCUACGGCAGCCUCUCGCUGCUCUCGGCGGAUGUCCACCUGCAGCGGUUUGCGAGUGAGAGGGGGUUGCGGGCGGCGGGGCGGCUCCCGCAGCGGGUGGCCCAGCACCUGGCGCGGGACGCGGCCGCGGGGCUGCGGAAGUACCGGCUCGUGGUGUUCGACGUCGAGUCCACCGGGCUGAACACCGCGACGGACGCCAUCAUCGAGGUCGCCGCGUGGGACCCCGUCGAGGGGACGUCCUUCAGCUCCCUCGUGGACCCGGAGCGGCCCAUCCCGCAGGCGACGAUGGCGAUCCACCACAUCACGAACGGCAUGGUGCGUGGGGCGCCGCGGCUGCCGGAGGUGACGCGCGCCUUUGCGCGGUUCUUGCGCCUCGACGAGGCCCAGCGCGACCCCAAUGAGGUCACCGUCCUCGUUGGGCACAACGUCUUCGCCCUCGACGAGCCGCUGCUCCGCCGCGCCUUUGAACGCGAGGGGGUGGCGAUGGACAGCAUUCUCUUCUGCGAUUCACUCGCCCUGCUGAAGGCCCUCAAGCGCGACCUGCAGGGCUCCACGGAGAACUCGCGCGUGGACCGCGGCGUGCUGGAGAUCUUGACAACCUCCCUGCGGCUCUCCUCCCUGGUGGAGGGGCUCCACGUUGAGGCCGAGGGUGCGCUGCAUCGCGCCGACACGGACGCAAAGACGUUGUGGUUUGUUCUCGUCAACGCGUUGGGGCUGGCCGGUCGGGAGGUUGCGAAGCAGCGGGAUGCCGUUUUCAGCCAUGCCGCCCGGACGUUGGUGACGUACCCCGGCACCGGCUGCUUUCUCCCGCUGGAGCGUAGGCGGGACCGCGCGGUGGUGCGUCUGCCCGGUGUGGCGUCGCAGGUCAUCGAUAACCCGCGGCAGCUGGCCUCCUUGCGGGGGAAGCUGCUCAACGAGAACACGCUGCAGACGCUACAUCGAAUGCAGCUGCACGUGGCGGGGCUGUUGCUUCAGAAACAGCAGCUGGAACGGAAUGCGGCGCGCUUUCUUCACGCCGACCCCGGCGGACGGCUGUCUGUGCUGCACCCGGACUGCAGGGUGCGGCAGUGCAUCGACCUCACGGCCACCACGACCUCCCGCACGACGAGUUCGUACCCCAGCUGCCAGAACAUACCGAAGGACGACAAGUCGCCGCUGCGGCGUCUUUUUAUCUCCCGCUUUGGCGCACAGGGGCGCUGCGUGGAGCUGGACUACUCGCAGCUGGAGAUUGUCGUGCUGGCGCUUCUCUGCGGUGACAGCCGCCUCGUGUCCGAUCUGAAUCGCGGCGUCGACUUCCACGUGAAGCGGGCAUCCUUCUUCAGCGGCGUUGCGUACGAUGAAAUUUACGACGGGUACCAGCGCGGCGUCGCGGAGUACGUGCAGCUGCGCAAGACCGCCAAGACGUUUUCGUUCCAGCGCCUCUACGGGGCGGGGGUGCCGUUGCUGCACAAGACGACCGGCAUCCCGGUGAAGGACCUCGAGGCCUCCAUCCGCAAGGAGGAGGAGGAGUACCCCGGCAUCGCGCAGUUCCAUCGCCUCGUCCGCGCCGUCGCGUUGCGUGCGGGCAACCCCGGCCUUCCCACGCACUUCGUUGCGGAGCUCCCAACCGGGCUUCGCAUGAGCUUCAAGACGCGGGACGUGGUGCUGAAUCUGCCGCCCGUGAAGAACUACCCCAUCCAGGGCUUCGGCGCGGAGCUGGCGCAGAUGAUGGUGGGGCGCGUGUUUCGUCAGUUUGUGCGGAGGGACUUCUACGGGCAGAAGGCGUUCAUGAUCAACUUUGUGCACGACUCGCUCUGGCUGGACUGCCACGUCGACGUCCUGGAGGAGUGCGUCCGGGAGACGCGGGCGCGGCUGGUGGAGGUGCACACGUACGUCGCCAAGGCGUUUCCGGGGGUGGAGCUGCGGGUCCCGCUCCGCGUCACGACGCAGUGCGGCGUGGACAUGUGCUCGAUGGAGACCUUCACGGACGACUUCAGCCGCGUCGCCUCGCAGGGGCGGAGUGCGCCGGCGGAGGUGGAGCCGCUCCCGGGCCUCGACGGGGACACCGCCGACAUCAUAGAGAACAACGUGUAG